This is a messenger RNA of Brassicogethes aeneus, 1829 nucleotides long. The record is from the annotation of a GenBank genome assembly. Lineage: Eukaryota; Metazoa; Arthropoda; Insecta; Coleoptera; Nitidulidae.
CCGUCCGAUAGCGGUGUUUGUUUUUGUUCCUGUGGAAUGACUUGUUCAAAUUAAAUUCAUAAAAAUAAAUUGAAUAAGUGCUAUAAUUUAUAAUUUCUGGUAUGAAAUCAAUUAUCUAGUUAAAAAGCAACAAAUAGAGAGAGCGGUGAAGUGUAGUGGUUUAGGAUUUCCCUUUUAAAUACAUUGUAAUAAAUAAAUAAAUACAUUGAUAAGUUAUCAGUAUGAAUAUUAUAAAUAAUUAUCACAAAUAAAUUGGAUGCAAGGCAGAGAUGUGAUGGAAACAAUGUUAAAGAUAACAAGGAAUGAUUUGUUAUUGUGGAUUUUUAUUUUUAUUACACCAUUAUUGGCCGAAAGAAUAUGUAACACUACAGACGCGGUAACUCACGAUUGUUCAGAAUCAGAAUACUGUAAUGAGAACAAAAAAUGCACCUGCCUUCCAGGCUACACAAGAUUAAAUGACACUUUUUGCAUACAAAGAAAUAACUCUGCCCCAAAUUACUCAAGUCUAGUCUAUAACAAUGGUAAUGGGUCACUUGUAGCUGGUAUAGUGAUACCUUUGUGUUUAAUACUCAUUGUGAUAUCAGGGGUUUACAUUAGUCGAAGGUAUGAUGUUUUGGACUGGAUAAGACAGAAAAUCAAUCAAAGGAACAGCAACUAUGAUGAGUUCAUGAUUGGACAGGAUUUGGAUGAUGAUGAUCCACCGAUUCGCUAGAUAUACAGUUAAGUUAUCAGGAUUUGUAGCAAUUAAUUUUUCCUGAUUGAACACCCUGUAUAUGUUUUCAUAAUUUUCUGGUUUUACAGUAUUGAUAGUGUAUAAUAUUAAUAUUCAGGGUUUUAUGUAUUAAAUACUUUGAGUGGGUGGUUAAAUUUUUUUAAACAUACUUCUACUAUUUGUUUUUUUAAUAUGUAGGUAUUUUCAUAAAUCAGAAUUUCAAUUGGUUAAAAACUCCCCCAAAGACAUUUGCCUAUAAAUUUUACGUUGAAAUAACCCCGCACAGCAAGCCUGAGUUCAGAUUUUUCUCAGCUUACCUUACACCGUGAUUUCUCAUGCAUUUUGCUCAUUUGUUUAUCACCUAAGCUUAUGGUGUGAGAAAGAAAUCAUUUUGUGAGGAGUCCGAACUUAUUAGGGGGAAUUGACAGAGAUUGCCCACCAAAUAGCACAAACUACCUGUUCUUUUUUACCACUAGCGGCCCUAAUUUCCAUUUUGUACUGACGUCUGCUGUUUGGUACUGUUUCAGCACAAACCAAACCUUUGAAUAAAAAUCCCAGAAACCCAAAAACACCAGCGCCCUUUUAUUAUGGGAAAUUAGGUAUUUGUAUAUGUGAAGUUCAUACUCCUUGUGUAGGACUUCAUGAUGCUCACAUUUAAAAUUAAGGUCCAUGUGAAUAUAAUGUUAACAUUAAUUUUACCUGUGUGUACCUUCAGUUUUUUCUUUUAGAUCUCAAACAUCUCAUGAAUAGCUGUGCAGGUUUUUUAAAAAUUUGUAAUAAUGCAUUUAAAAAAAAUUAAGUUUUUUAUGUUUUUUUUUCUAUAAAGGGAAAUAUUAAGUUAUUUUUAAUAUUGACCAAAAAAAUUACCUGCAAUUUUUUAAAAUACCUAUAAUAUGUAUCAAUUUAACGAUGCUUGUUUAUUUAGGUUUUAUGCCGCGAGAGUGCGCAUAACUGGAAUUAAAAAUCUUUUAUAUUAAACAGAAAUUGCCUCUUAUGGCAUAAAAGUAUAGGUAUGUUAAGAAAAAUUAACUACUAUUAUGUAUGUGUAUAUUUUUUAGAAUUGAACUGCUUUGUAAAUUUUUAUUUCCCAGGAUUUUACAUGAAUACCAAAGGUACC